Molecule: messenger RNA, 1118 nt
Organism: Camelina sativa (false flax)
Lineage: Eukaryota; Viridiplantae; Streptophyta; Magnoliopsida; Brassicales; Brassicaceae
Source: RefSeq, a predicted model, not a curated record
UGUAUAUAUAUCUCUACAAUUCGCCGAAGAAGAGGAGAAAUCAGGAAAAGGGCAUAAGAUGGUAGAGAUUGGGGGAAGGUUUAUGAGAACAGCGGCGGCUUUUGACGUGGCGGCGGCGCGUGCACGUCCUCCGUGUGGUAGCAGCAGCGGAAGCGAUCACUCUCCGGAUGACACAGCGGAUCUUUGGGAUAUGGUCGAAUCUUUUAUCGACAGAGAAGUAGAAGAAGCUUCAUCUAAGAAGGUUCCUGAGGAAGAAGAUGAUAAGUCAGAUGAGGAUUACGAAGAUGUGAAGGAGAGGCUUCGGGAGAUUCUUGAAAAUCACGGAGGCGAAGAACGGCAGAGAAUUAUGGGUGUGGCGGUGAAUGCUAGUCGGUUCGUUGUCGGAGAGAAACGUCACUUUAUGGCUUAUCUACGUGGCAAAGGGUUUGAUGCAGGUCUCUGCAAGUCCCGGUGGGUGAAAUUUGGUAAGAACACAGCCGGGAAGUACGAAUACGUCGACGUUAAGGGAGGAGAUGAGAACCGUUACAUCGUCGAGACAAAUCUGGCCGGAGAGUUUGAGAUUGCUCGGCCAACGACAAGAUACCUCUCCCUCUUAGCUCAAAUACCACGUGUCUUUGUGGGAACACCUGAGGAGCUAAAACAGCUUGUGAGGAUCAUGAGCUUUGAGAUCAGACGAUCAAUGAAGCGAGCAGAGAUUUACGUGCCGCCAUGGAGAAGGAACGGUUAUAUGCAAGCCAAGUGGUUCGGUCACUAUAAACGAACCUCUAACGAAGUGGUGAGUAAGGUUAAGAGCUGUGACUGUGGACUGCGCGUAGGGUUUGAGGAAUUGGUUAAGACGACAGCGUUUACUGGUUUUAAGGAGUGGGAGAGUAAGAGGAGUGGUUUGAAGGUUGGCCAGCUUACGGUGGCUUUCAACGACAGUGGAUUGGGGUUGUAAUUAUUCUAAAAUAAAGUAUAGGCUAUAUGAGUUAAUGUUUAAGUGUUCUUAUAUUAUUUUUUGUAAAUAUAGAUAAGUUUUGAGGGGGUUUAGAGCAGCAAUUAUCUAUAAAGUUUUUGUUUGGCUACCAACUUAUUUUAAGUUGUAGUGGUCUAUAUUAUUUUGUUUAGGCAACCUUUAU